Molecule: messenger RNA, 7638 nt
Organism: Drosophila ficusphila
Lineage: Eukaryota; Metazoa; Arthropoda; Insecta; Diptera; Drosophilidae
Gene: dop
Product: microtubule-associated serine/threonine-protein kinase 1
Exons: 11
Coding region: 608-7075 (2155 amino acids)
Biological process (GO): peptidyl-serine phosphorylation; intracellular signal transduction
Molecular function (GO): ATP binding; protein serine/threonine kinase activity; protein binding
Source: RefSeq, a predicted model, not a curated record
UAAUUUCGAGUCGAAAAUCCUUUGCCCUUGGUUUUCUCUUAUUUUUUUUCGGUCUGGGGUUCUAUACAAUAUAAUCAAAUCUGUGCAAACACAGCAGUGGUCGCAUUUGCGAAUCCAAUUAUCAUGUGAAUAACUCGCGCGUCUCGCCUCGAGUGGGCGAAAUUUAAACAAAUAUACGCCUAGUCGGCCGUCCGUGUGUGCGUAUUGUGUGAAUAAAUGCCACUAAACACACAAAAAUAAACGAAACGAAAACAAACGCCAACUGCCAACUGAUAACCACAGAAGUCGGACUACGACAACGUCUAUGAGACCCUGGAGCACCAUUUACGAUCGUGUCGUAAAGCUUAUAUAUCUGUAGCCCCAUUCCACCGCAAUCCUCACCUGCAGAUAAUCCGAUAAUUUAGUGGCCUUUUUUAAGACCAGAGAAAAGGGCAAACAAUGAAACACGAGAAACUGUGUUUCUUGGCUUGCAUUUUAAGUAAUUUAACUUAAGACCACUUAAGUCAAACUGCCGACGCCAUGCCCAAAAGCCGAAGCAACAACACCCCGCAGACUAACAACAACAUGCGAUCCUGCUAAGAUCAGAGAGCGAGAUCCCAGCCCGAUCAUGAGUCGCCAGGAGGGAGCUGCUGCAGCAGCAGCUUCAGCUGCAUCCCGUCCAGCCAAGGGAGCUGCCGGCCCAGCCACAUCGUCAUCCUCAUCGACAUCGACCUCAUCAUCCCACUCAGUGAGCGCUGCCCUGGGCAGCAAGAUAUCCACCUCGACGCCGCAGAAGGGCGACGAUCAGCAGGAGCAGGAGUUCAUCAACCAGAGCGUGGCCAGCGAGAUCGAGGCCAUGUCCAUUUCGGGUUCCGUGUCCGCAGACAGCGGCAGCGGCACCACGGCGGCCACCAUGAGCGGCAGUCCGGUGGCCAAGCGCCACUUGAGCACCGCCAGUCUGUCGCGGAUUCGUCCGCAGUCGAGCUACUCGGCGAGGGUUCUCAUCUUUGACGACUCCGAUCAGGAGGCAGCUGCCGCCGCAGCAGCUCUGGCCGCCGCCACGUCCUCCUGCAACAGCAGCGUCAAGUCCUGCAGCGGAUUGGAGUUGCUGCCCACCUCGCCGGCCAAACUUUCCAUCGGCAACGACAGCACCAACGGCUCCUCGAUGAUGCGAAAUCUAAAUCUGACCAAGAGCUCGUCCGGCGGUCUUUCCGGAAGUUCCAGCUCGCUGCACUCGCGCGGAUACACCGCCCUGCUCCGGAAGAUUUCCUACCAGCAGCACACCAACUCGCUGCGAGCAGUUAGCAGUGAGGCCUCCAACCUGCUGCGCAUGCGUCACUCCUCGCUGGGAAAGUCGGCUCCCUGUCUCACGGGCAACUAUUUCCGCCACGAACUGCAGGUUCCGCCUCCGAUUCAGGCGCCUGGCUUUGGGGCGUCCACUUCGGGCGGCCACAACAUCUCGCGGUCGGGCAGCUGUGCAGGAAUUGGCCUGGCCAAGCACCAUCAUCACCAUCAUUUGCACGGCGUUGUGAUGCGAGGAUCGGCGGGCGGUGGUGCCGGUUCCUCUGGCGGCUCUUCGAGCGGAGUGGCUCACCAUCGUCUUAGCUUGGUGACGAAUGCGGCUGUCGUGGCUGCUGCUGGCGGAUCUCGGGCCCAUUCCCCCUACUCGGCCAGUCCCGUGGACAGUCCGCGUCUCAAUUCACCCAUGCCAUUUGCAUUUGCUCCCAUCAAGAGGAUCGCCUCCUGCCGGGGCGUUGUAGACGGUCGUCGCUGGUCAGUGGCAUCCCUGCCCUCCUCCGGAUACGGCACCACCCCGGGCAGCUCCAAUUUAUCGUCUCAGUGCUCGAGUCAGGAGGGACUCAACCAGCUAGCGCACAACAUUCCGGCCGGAGUCCAGGAGGCGGAUGCCGCUGCCGUGGCCGCCGGCGCCUGUUGUGCCGAGCACCUCAAGCAGCAUUGUCCCAAGCACUGCGCUCUGUUGCUGGCCGUUUCGCAGAAGCAAUUGACGCCCCAGCCACCAAAGCUGCAGCCAACGCAGAAACUGAUGCCAGCGCCUUGCGUCAAUUGCUGCGCUGAAUUGAGCUUGGCUUGCGGUGGUCAGCCUGGUGGAAGUGGUGGAAACGGAGGACCCUCUGCCAAUAGCUCCGCCUCGAGUGCGAUGCAAGUUGGAGGCCGAAUGUCGCCCUUCUUUCGGCCGCGCUCUCGAUCGCUGUCCAGUCCAUCGCGUUCGCCGAUCGUGGACAAUGAGAUUGCCGUGAUGAACACCCUGUACAAGGAGCGCUUUCCCAAGGCAACCCAGCAAAUGGAGGAGCGGCUGAAGCACUUCAUCAACGAGAACAAGAGUGCUGCAUGCAACAGCUUCAGAGAUUCGCAACCGAUUGUACGCUUUGUGCAUCAUCAGGUAUUGGAAAUGGCAAGGGAUUGCCUGCACAAAUCGGAGGCCAAGUUGAUAACCUCGCAGUAUUUCUACGAGUUGAGUGAGAAUCUUGAGCGUUUGCUGGUCGAGACCAAGGAGAAGUCGCCGGAGGCGGCAGCCGAGCUGAAUGGUGUGAUUAAAAAGCUGUUGUUGAUUAUCUCGCGACCAGCGCGGUUGCUGGAGUGCCUGGAAUUUGACCCGCAGGAGUUCUACGAGCUGUUGGAGGCCGCCGAGGGUCACGCCAAGGCCAUGCCGGUGAUCAAGGCAGACAUUCCGCAGUACAUCAUCCACAAGCUGGGCCUCAAUCGCGAUCCCAUUGCCGAACUGCAGCAGGAGUUGCGCGAAACACAGCAGAUGUGCUCGGAGCAGGUCACCGUGGAUGCGGACCCACUGCAGCCAAGUGGCAGUUUGCUCCUCAACUCACCGCUUACCAGUGCAGCCAAACAGUUGAGCAGCCUGGCUCUGGAUUCGAUUGCCUUGGACUCGGGAAGUGGCACCGUCACUCCACAACAGCCUCCGCAGACACCGGUGGCCACGAGCGAGACAGCUCCUACUUUUGCGCUGGCCAUCAGUCAGAUGAAUGAGGAGCGAGCGGGAACAGCUGGUGGAAGUGGAAGUGCAGUUGCCGCAGGUUCGAGUGUGGCGGGAACAGGAGCUGCUGUAGCUGGAGGAAUAACUGGAGGAGAAGGAGGAGGAGCGGCAGGAACAGGAGCGGUGGCACAACAACCCUCACCCCACGAAAACGACUUUGACAUCGUCAAGCUGAUCUCAAAUGGUGCUUACGGAGCCGUCUACCUGGUGAAGCACAAGACCACACGUCAACGCUUCGCCAUGAAGAAAAUUAACAAAAAUAAUCUCAUUCUUCGGAAUCAAGUGGAGCAGGUUUUUGCCGAGCGCGACAUCCUCUCGUUCGCCGACAAUCCCUUUGUGGUCAGCAUGUACUGUUCGUUCGAGACGAAGAAGCACCUGUGCCUGGUGAUGGAGUACGUGGAGGGCGGCGAUUGCGGCACGCUGCUGAAGAACAUCGGGCCACUGCCCGCGGACAUGGCCCGCUUCUAUUUCGCCGAGACAGUAUUAGCCGUAGAGUAUCUGCACAGCUACGGCAUCGUGCACCGCGACCUGAAGCCGGACAAUCUACUCAUUACCGCCUUGGGUCACAUCAAGCUCACCGACUUUGGCCUCUCCAAGAUGGGCCUAAUGUCGUUGGCCACCAAUCUGUACGAGGGAUACAUCGACUCGGAGACCAGGCAGUUUUCCGACAAACAGGUUUAUGGCACUCCGGAGUACAUUGCUCCCGAGGUGAUCCUACGCCAGGGCUAUGGCAAACCAGUCGACUGGUGGUCCAUGGGCAUUAUACUCUACGAGUUUCUCAUCGGUUGUGUUCCGUUCUUUGGCGAGACCACUGAGGAGCUGUUUGCGCACACUGUCAACGAUGACAUCGAAUGGCCGGACAGCGAGGAUUGGCCAGUGCAACCGGAAGCAAAGGACAUCAUUUCGCAACUGCUGCAGCAGAAUCCGCGCGAUCGUUUGGGCACCCAAACGGGAGCGCUUGAGAUGAAGGAGCACGAGUAUUUUCUGGGCAUGGAUUGGAAUUCGCUGCUCCGCCAAAAGGCGGAGUUUGUGCCGCAGUUGUCGCAUGAUGAUGAUACUAGUUAUUUUGACACUCGCAUGGAUCGCUAUAACCAUGAUCUGGGCGGCGAGGAUACGGACGACACGGAUGACACUCCCGUUUUUGGCAGUUUUAAUUCGUAUACGCCGCAAUACAGAAAGCAGCAUUAUAGUUGGUCUCGCCAUGCCACGCCCACGGCCACCGAUGGAGUGAAACCCACUGCUCCGCCAGCACUGACUUCGGUGCCAUCGCGUGCUCAGGAGAUUCCAACGGCGCCAGCCGGUCCCCUUUCAACUGGCACAUUGCCGAAACUGAAAACGGGCAGCGGAAGCGGCAGUGGAAGUGGCAGUGGUUCGGGCAGUGCCUCCAACGAGGGAGUGGUCAACAAGUUCUUGAACACGCCACAACUGCGAAAACUGGAUCUCUCGUCCAGCUGCCUAAAAGUGCCGUCCACGCCGGAUGCCGACUACUUGCCCGAAUUGCUGCACAACGUGACCAUUGGCAACGACGCCGAGUUGCGGAUGCUGAAGCACUACCUGCAACAACCCAAUCCAGGGGCCACGCAGCGCCUGCAGCAGCGCCACAGCAUGCCGCCGAAUACGACCACCAUCAUUAGUACGCCGGCCACACCGCCACCCACUCAAACUCAGGCGGCAAUGGCGGCCACUCCGCCAACGGCAACGGUGGGCAGCAGCUUUUCGCGCAGCACACCGGAAAGCUCGCAGACGGACAGCGAUGACUUCUCGCCGCAGAUCAACCGGAAACGGAAGGGCGUUUGCGCCAGGGACAUCUUGCCGCGAUUCUCCAUCUCGAUCGAGGACGAAACCAUUUCCGCCGGCAGCUCAUCCACCGAGAACAUGAACUUGCCGAGGGAACAAUCCCCGCUGGCGCUGCAGCAUCAACCGAAAUCGAUGGACGGCAGCACGAGUGGCAGCAGCAUGAAGCAUCAUCGUUCCAGGUCUAUUGUUAAAUCGGCAUCCGCUUUGGGUUUGUCGCUAACCACUUCGCUGGACAACAUGCAGUUGGCCGCGCAGUUGUGCGGCAUCCAAUCGCCCGGCGGAGGAGGCAACGGCUCCAGCACGGCCAGCUCCAGGGAUACCUCACCUUGCCGGGAGCUCUCGCCGCUGGUGACCAAUCUGAAGCCACCGAUCAUUAUUCGACGUGGACCGCGUGGCUUUGGCUUCACUGUCCACACCAUUCGCGUUUACUAUGGCGACACGGACUUCUAUACGAUGCAUCAUUUGGUCAUGGCGGUGGAUGAGGGUAGUCCUGCAUUUGAGGCCGGAUUGCGGCCUGCGGAUCUCAUUACCCAUGUGAACGGAGAGGCUGUGCAGGGUCUGUUCCACACGCAGGUGCUGCAGCUGCUCCUGAGUGGCGGCGAGCAUGUUACCCUAAGGGCCACGCCACUUGAGCACACCAGCAUCCAGAGCGGUGGACGCAAGCGCGAUCUCAUGCAGAGCAAGCUGGCCAAGAAGGGUCUCAAUCGCCAGAAGAAGCAGACGAAGCGGGAGCACGACAAGAAGCGCAAGACCUCGCUGUUCCGCCGGAUAAGCAGCAAGCGUGCCAAUGCCGAAAUGCAGCAGUACUCCGCUGGCACCAGUUCACCCACCACUCCAUCGGCCAGGAAUUUGUCGCCGCUGGACUCUUCGUACCACAGCAGCUGCUGUCAGUCGGCCGCCAACUCAUCGCAAUCCACCUCGCCCUCAUCCUCGUCGCCCAACACACCCACCGGUUCGAGUGGUUCCAAUCACGGUGGUAACGCAGGAGCCGCUCCAGUUGCUCCCUCGGCCCUCAGUGUGCAAUUGCCCGCUGCUUUGCCGCCAACGCAAUUGGUGCUUCUGCCUCACGUGGGAGCCGUUGUCGGCAGCAGUCCCACCUCUGUGGGAAAUGUGCCAGUAUCUCCCACUGGCGUCGUUCCGCAGCUGUAUCAGCGUCCAUCCACUCUCCAUGGUCUAAAGCACAAGCUGCACGCGGCCACUGCCGUGAUCGCAGGUGGCGGCAAUGCCAGUAAUCCCGCCGGAGGACUGAAGACCCUCCACACGACGAGCAACAAUUCGCUGCCGAAUCGCCGCAAGUCUGUGGGUCACAUUCCGCUGUCUCCGUUGGCCCGAACACCGUCGCCAUCGCCGCUGCCAUCGUCGCCCACGCGAUCUCCAUCCCCGUUGGCCUUUCCGCUGGUUGGCCAUCAACCCGGCGCCUCGAACACCACGCAGUCGUACAGUCCGGGCAGCACACUGCCCACUUUGCAAACGGCGGUGAAUGCGAACAGCAAGAAGGCGGGAUUUGCUCGGACCAAGUCGGCAGAGCCCAGUUCUCCGUUGCUAAGGCGCGCCUUGUCCCCGGAUCGCUUGCAUCCGCGCAGUGCCGAAACGAAGAUAUCGCCACUUUGCUGCUCGCCGCCCAUUAAACAGCCGACGCACCAGCGAGUGGUGACCACCACCUGGCGGUCGACACCAGGCGGCACUGCAGCGGCAGCUGGAGGAGCCGCCGUUACUGGAGCAGCUUCGAGUUCUGCUGCAGGACAACAACCGCAGCAACUGGCCACGUCCGCCGCUGAGGAAUCUCAAAGACAAAACGCUGGGGCUACGGUGGUUCCCACAACCGCUGCCGGAACAACAGAGCAAAGUAACACUGCUGUGGUCACCCUGGCCAAUUGUGAGCCGCUGCCGCGCAUUGCCGAGGAGAAGGAUUCGCCCACCAGCACCCAGGACAGCAGCAGUGUGUCCGAGGGAUUUAUGCCCGCCAUCGAGGAGUACGCCGAAGGUGAAUCUUCGUCCUCGCCCACUCAAACUCUGGAAAAGCCGACGAAGGUGAAGGCCACCGAGCAGCCAGAGAUGGAGCCGGCUGGCAAAAGCAAAAAGGUCGACCAGGGAAAAACCUCGGCCCCUGGAACACCGGCACCCAAAACCAAGCCCCAGAACACUGGCUGUAAAACUUCGAUGACAACGACUAAGCCGGCCAGUCCAAGCGUGACUAUUUCCACAGGACCGCGCAAGGACUCAACGGCUGCGACAGGAGGCGGAACCACUGGAGCAACGGGAGCCACUUCAGCUGCCAAGCAGAGAAAGUAGCACCAGAACAGCCGUGGUGGAUAUGGAUGCUUGUGUUUUAAAUUUCGCGUUUAAAGGAUUAUCUUAGAUGGGAAAGGACGUGGAAAGAAUGAUAUGAAAGCCGCAGGAAUUCAAUAUAUAUUUGUAGUGAGGGUUUGCGUUUUAAACUUUUUUGAAGUAAGCUUGUGUUUUUUGCGCAAAUCAUACAAUUUAGCAAUGAAAUUAAUUAGAAAAUUCUGAAACCUAGUAGCUUGUAGAUGUCGUAACUAAAGGAUACAAAAAAAGAUAACCGCUUGAAAACUCUUUAUGUAAAUUAGUAGGCACGAAAGCAAAUCGAGAAAAAGCACGAUAUUCCAGUUAAAGCAAAUCUAAGAGGCACCACGCAAUUAUGUACUGUAUAUAAAUGUGUAACAUUGAUAGAAUUAACUAAUUGUGGACUACGGACGGCGAGUCGAAGGGAGAGUCAUGUGGAGCGAAGAGAGGAGCGCGGUGUGUGAGCUGCGUUUAUAACAUUUUUGCGAAUCUAUACACUAUGCCGAAUUCAAUAUAAAAUCUAUAUUAAAUAAAUGUUAUAUGUGUGUGUA